AUGUGUAUCCUGCUGACCCGCUAUUUUCGGUGCUGGCAAGCACCAGAACGAGAAGAAGAUCCGAAAGAAAAGGGCCGCACCGAUGGAGAACCUGCGCCGAAGAGACGGGGUCAACACCCGAAAGCCGGCCACCGGUCUCGCCAUGUCGUCCGUUGCGCCAAUCCAUUCCCCCGGACCUGCCUCGUCAGCCCGGCCCUGUUCGAAGUCGACCAGCAUUUCGAGUGCCCAUGCCCGGAUUGUUCGUGCACGUAUAUCGAGCCUGCGGGACGUCCAGCGGAGGUUGAGUGCUUCUACCCGAACGAAGACAAAGGCGGGGACAAUACCAGAGGCAAUGCCGUUACGCGCUGGCUGGAUGCCGCUGCUGAUGCCUACACGACCAAACUAUGCGAAUACCUGCUUGCCAUGUUCUCCAAGGGUAACGUGACGUACAAUUUUGCUGAUCUCGUCGAACGUUGGAAAGUCUGCAACGUCGAAUCGGCCUGCAUUUUUGAUCCGCAACAUUUUGACACGGCUCGAGUUUGUGACUGUCAAGAGUCCAACACAGCGCCCGAGCUGAGGAAUAUGAGCCACGCCAUCCGCUGCCGCUCCGCUCGUCGCGCCAUAGCUGAUGACGAGGUCGUCUUGGAGACGUAUGCACAGGUGGCACCACUACCAACAGCUGCCUCGACACGCAGAGCGCUCAAGCGCGACUAUCUAGACAAACACCCUCCUAUCCAAGCAGCCUACCCAUUCAACGGGGUCCCCGUCUUGCCGAUUGCAGACUGGAUCUGUGACGAGCACAUAUGCACGCCAGAAGAGCUUUUUGCACGCAUCGGCGAUGCUGUUCAGAGUUUUGAGAGCGAGGACAACUGGGACAUUAUUCACAAUGGCGAAGGAGGCUCGAGUACAUGUGGCCUUGCACAGCGUAUCGAGAUUCUCUCGACCGUGGCCGUUCUACUAUCCGAAGACAACGGGCUGCCUAGGCGACAGGUCCAAAAGAUCUUUCUGAACUUAAUGAACCUCUUGCGGCCUAUGGAUGUCUUUUUCACCGGACCUUCCGUCAUCGAGAGCUACGGGCCCGCCAUGCUGGCUCUGCUUCAACUAGGAACAUUCUUCGAUGGCCACCAGCGUGGCGGAAAUGCUCUGCUCGACCCUGACCGCUUUCGAAAUCUCGUCCUCGCCCUGAAACAGAAGCGGAGUAUUCGAUUCACGGAUGAGCUUAUGUUUGACGAGGCAAUCCAAGGAACGAUAGCCGAAGCUGUUUCCAAGCAAGAGCUCGAUGCCGACAACAGCAUUGUAUGCCUGCUUUGCAAAGACAAGCUUGUUGCCCUCGACCGGACAUAUCUCGACCAGAAAGCCGCCGAACACUCAGAAAACUACAGGGAAGAUAGCAUUGCUAUUCGCGUCAAAUGUCAGGGUCGGCAUGUUUUUUGCAUCAAGUGUUGGUUGGGUUUCUGGAAGUCACAGACGGCUAAUGGCCAGCCCAAGGUGCAAUGCCACGCAUGUGACGAGGAGUUGCCCCUCAAGCAACUAGAACCGACUGUCCCAAUCGUAGACGCAGACUAUUUUGACCCCGCCAACACGCUGGGUUCCGGAGAGCCUCGACUGAACUGGGCCUCACUGGCUGCGGUUCCACGGCACCCGCAGGAUUGGGGCGUAUGGGAUCCGCUCCUCGGCGCAAAUUACGAGCCACGGGCGGCUCCUCCUCCGCAGGGACUCUCAGAUUCGCAAGUAACAAACACUACGCGCGACGGUUCGCCGUUGCCAUUGAGGAAGUCGCGGCUUCGCGCGGUUGAUGAGAUGAACUGGGUGGGCCGCGGCACGUGGCUGGACGAUGGCAGCUUCCGCACGACGGCCCAGCGUGUCGCCAUCGGUGGUCCUCUGUUUGAGCCGCAGCUCGGCAGCGUUUCUACCUUUGUGGAGGGCAGCUACGAUUUUCACAACAAGUGGACUGUGACCAACGAGCCGCUCUUCGAUACAAGCGAGCCCUUGGCGGACCAACAAAGUCCCUCCCGCGGGUCUCUGUCGUCGUUCAUCGUGACAGACAGCGACGAGACCGACAGCGACGAGACCGACAGCGAGGACUUUGACUAUAGCCCCAUCUUGCGAAGAAUAGCAGCUCGUGGUAUCUACUCGACGUACGCCUCUGACUUCAUGGACCCCGGCAACGACGUGACGACCUCCGACGACGACGUAACGACCCGGGAAGACGGCAUGAGCCGCGUGCCGCGAGCCUCUAGCUUUACACCGCCGAAACCCAGCACCGCUUCUCCUCCGACGGUCAUCGGUUCGAGUAGCGAGCACAGUGAUCCUGGCGACUCGGUGUACGGCUCGUGUCCUUGCUCUACUUACCUCGCCGGCUGUGAUUGCGGGUGUCCACGUUUGCGCUCUUCAGACGACGAUUUUGAGCAAGACGUAGCUAGAUCGCCAAGGAGGCCUGCGAGGCCGUGGUGGCGGCGGACGUGGGCUGUUGUCUUCGUCCUAUGCGUCAUCUUGUUUGUGCCGGCGCCUGGGGCGGAGUACUGGAAGAUCCGUAGGUGA
This is a messenger RNA of Verticillium nonalfalfae, 2520 nucleotides long. RefSeq lists its product as uncharacterized. Lineage: Eukaryota; Fungi; Ascomycota; Sordariomycetes; Glomerellales; Plectosphaerellaceae. Bases 1 to 2520 code for a protein of 839 amino acids. The transcript has 3 exons. The record is from RefSeq and is a predicted model, not a curated record.